This is a messenger RNA of Iphiclides podalirius (scarce swallowtail), 1656 nucleotides long. NCBI's taxonomy places the organism in Eukaryota, Metazoa, Arthropoda, Insecta, Lepidoptera, Papilionidae. The record is from the annotation of a GenBank genome assembly.
AUGUUUAAAAACUGUGGUGGACACGGUGAGUCGGAAAAAUUUAAAUCCAAUCCAAUAGUUACAGUGAAAGAAGGCAAAUUAAGAGGAACAGUUGCCACCAGCGUUGAUGGAUCUAAGUAUUACAGCUUCAAGGGCAUUCCAUACGCACGAGCGCCUUUCGGUGAAUUGAGAUUCAGAGCGCCUCUUCCACAGCAGCCAUGGAAAGGGGUCCGGGACGCGACAGAGCACGGUCCCGUUUGCACCCAAUACGACCUAUCCGUUUCUCAGCUCGUGGAAGGAAGCGAGGAUUGUCUGUUCGUCAACGUCUACACCAAGUCGCUGGACCAUGCUGCCAAAAUCCCCGUUAUGGUGUUCAUCCACGGCGGCAGUUACAGCUACAACUCGGGGAACUCAGACACGUUCAGUCCCGACUUACUUCUGCAGCACGACGUCAUCCUGGUGACGAUGAACUACCGGCUGGAGCUGUUAGGCUUCCUGUCCUUGGACACUCCCGAGGUGCCGGGCAACGCUGGCAUGAAGGACCAGGUCGCCGCGCUGCGUUGGGUGAAGAACAACAUCGCCCGGUUCGGCGGGGACCCCGACAGCGUCACGAUCUUUGGCGAGAGCUCCGGAGCGAGCUCCGUCACAUACCACAUGCUGUCGCCGAUGUCUAAGGGCUUGUUCCACAGGGUGAUAGCGGAGAGCGGCACGUGCAUACACGACUGGGCGAUCGGAAGGGGUUCUAAGCAGAGGGCGUUCAGGGCCGGCAAGGUCUUGGGUAAGGACGCGAAGGAUACGAGAGAGCUGCUGGAGUUCUUGCGCAGCGUCAGACCGAUACGACUCACGAACCUGACGGAGAGCACGCUGACCCCCGACGAGAGAUACAGAGGCCUCCCGGAAACCUUCAUCCCGGUCGUCGAGACCAAAUUCGACGGCGUUGAAGCCUUCAUCGACGAGAGUCCCGUCGAGAUUCUGGCGAAGGGCAAGGCACACAAAGUGCCGCUGAUGCUCGGCUACAACUCAGCGGAGGGGAUCAUCAUCGUCAGCGAUCACGUUGGAAAGCUCGACGUCUACAAUCGAAACCCCUCCUACUACGUGCAAAGGGAGAUCGCGGAGAGGGUCUCCCAAAAGAAGCUGAAGGAAAUCGGCGAUAGAGUGAAGAGAUUCUACUUCGGCGAUAAAAACAUAACCAAGGACAAUCCUCAAGUCAUCGAGGAGAUUCAGAGCGACAUACAUUUCGUAUACAACACUCACAGAUUCGCUCAUCUGUACAGCGCGUCGCGCGAGCCGAUUUACAUGUACCGCUUCAACUACGACACCGGCUUGAACAUAAUCAAGGUGUAUUCGGAAUACUCGUUCUUGAAGGGCGCCUGUCAUGCGGACGAGCUGUUCUAUCUCUUCUACAACUCCUUGAACAAGAAGGUGUACGACGAGCAGCAGAGGCUCAGGAAAAUCGCCUUUGACGUGACGAAACUAUGGGCUGAUUUCGCUAAAACAGGGAACCCGACGCCCGGCAACUGCUUUGGAGUCAAAUGGCUGUCAUUCACUGCAGAAGGCAAGGAGUACUUGAAUCUUCAGGAGAAUCCUUCCAUGGGAAGAUACGCUCAGAAGGAGCGAGUGAAAUUCUGGAACGAGAUCUACAAGGAAGCAAACGUUGCUUACAUCGUUAAUAGUGAU